AUGGGACUCUCUCAUUUGUUGUUGUUUAUAGCGAUAAUGCGUUUGUUAUGUUUUUCUAUAAAAGCAGAAAGCAUUGAAUGCCCUCAUAAAUGUGAAUGUCUGGAGCAGUACGUUGAUUGUUCAAAAAAGAAUUUCGGUUCAGUGCCAAAAAUCCCGAAGUGGGUGGAACGAUUGGAUCUCAGUCACAAUAGAUUGAAUGGCAACGUAACGGAGGCUUUCGAUAAAUUGAUAAAUUUAAGGCAACUCAAAUUGGACAAAAAUUCUUUUCAGUUUAUACCACAUUUACAGAGUUAUAAUCAAAUUCAAGAAGUGAGUUUGAAUAGAAAUAGUAUUGGAUCAAUAGAUCGAGGCACUUUUCCUGCAAACUGUUCUAUCAGAAUUCUAAAUGUCAACAGUAAUCAUAUAAAAUUUAUAGAAGAAGGAGCUCUAACAAAUUUAACCAACUUAGAAGUUUUAAAACUGAAUAGAAAUGAGUUACAGUCCCUUCCUAAUCAUCUUUUUAGGUAUCAAACAAAUCUAAGGAUCUUAGAGCUAAACCACAACAAACUUCAUAUGAUUAGUUCACUUCUUUUUCAAGGAUUGUCUAAUUUAACUACAUUGAAACUAAAAUAUAACAACAUUGAUAAUAUAAUGGAUGGUGCCUUUUUUGGAUUUAAAUCUAUGAAUUUAUUACAGCUUGACUAUAACAGAAUUAGAACUAUAUCUAAGGGUUGGAUGUAUGGAUUAGAAUCACUGAUAUCAUUAUUUCUGUCAAACAAUUUGAUUUCUGAAAUUGAUUCUGGCAGCUGGGAAUUAUUUUCUAAUUUAGAAGUAUUAGAUCUGUCACAUAAUCAGUUGCUAGCAAUUGAAGGCAAAACAUUUCAACAUUUAGUCAAUCUCCAUACUCUUAACUUAGGAUAUAACAAAAUAUCAUCAAUUUCACAAGAUGCUUUUGGUUACAUGACCCAACUUCAAACAUUUAGCCUUAACAACAACAAAAUAUCUUGGACUGUUGAAGAUAUGUCUGGGCCCUUUUCUAAAUUACAAAACUUAAAUAGUUUUAGUCUUGCUGCUAAUCACAUAAAAUCAAUUAAUUCUAGAGCAUUUGAAGGCCUAUCUAAUCUUGUUGAAUUAGAUCUAAAAGGCAAUAAUAUAACAUCAAUUCAACAACAUGCAUUUGAUUCCUUAACAAAAUUAAGAAAACUGCACUUGAAUUCAUCAUCACUUUUAUGUGACUGUAACUUGCUGUGGAUCGUAGAAUGGAUCAAACAAAAAGCUGAGCAAAAGUUUGUAACAGCCAACUGCGCCUACCCGUCAGAGGUGAGAGGAGUUUCAGUAACAAAACUGAAAGAGGAUAAUUGUGGUGAUUCACCAAAACCAAAGGUUGUGGAACACCCUAAGACUCAUCUCGCUAUAAAGGGAAGAUCAGCUAAUCUUAUUUGCUCGGCAACAUCUAUUCCUUUUAAUAACAUGACAUUUUUGUGGAGGAAAAAUAAUGGAAAUGUCAGUAACCCUAUGGUUUAUGAAAAUAUUACAAUUGGAACAAAUGGUCAGCCUCGUGCAACUUCACUUUUAGUCAUUCCAAAUAUUACUCAUGCUGAUUCUGGCAAAUAUCAAUGUGUUGUAAGUAACAACUUUGGAACAACAUACUCUACAAAGGCUAAAGUUAAUAUUGUGACUUUUCCCAGAUUUACGAAAACACCUACAAAUGUAACAGUUAAAACAGGAGAGACUGUAACACUUAAUUGUGCUGCUACAGGAGAUCCUCCUCCAGAAAUUUCUUGGAAAAAAGAUGGUGGGAAUGAUUUUCCUGCAGCCAGAGAAAGAAGGAUGAAUGUGAUGCCAGCUGACCAUGUAUUUUUUAUAGUUAAUGCAAAAACCACAGACAUGGGCAUUUAUAGCUGUGCUGCUAAAAAUCCAGCAGGUACUAUUAUAGCAAAUGCUACGCUGACAGUAUUGCAAGAGCCAUCAUUUGUUAGGGUUAUGGAAAAUAAAGAAGUGACUAGUGGAGAGUCAGUUGUCUUACAAUGUAUGAUAUCAGGCUCUCCAAAGCCUGUCAUUAAAUGGGUGAAGGAUGGAACACCAUUAACCAUAACAGAAAGGCAUUUCUUGACAGGAGAUGAUCAGCUGUUAAUCAUAAUUAAUUCAGAAUCUGGUGAUGCUGGUCAAUAUGAAUGUGAAAUUACUAAUGAGUUAGGAACUAAAAAAGAUAUGACUGAGUUACGUGUCUUACCUAAAGUGGCCAUUAUGGUCAAUGAAGACAAUAUGGCUGGAAUUAUAAUUAUUACAGCUGUAUGUUGUGCUGUAGGGACAUCAAUUAUUUGGGUUGUAAUUAUUUAUCACACUCGUAGACGUACUGCAAGUGUAGUGCAUACAUUUCCUGCCGAAGGUAUUAAAAUGACACAUGUUGUGCACAGUGAUAGUGAAUCCCCGCAGAUGUUUUCAGACAAUAUAUCAGAGCACUCAUCAUGUAAAGACAGUGGAACAGGUGACUCUGCUAAACAAACAAGUUUUGAUGGUGUGCCUUCUGAUAGAAGUGAACCAGUUCAUUUUGACACUGUGUGUCGUAGUUAUUCCCCAGUGCCCGAAGCACAUAAACUUCUCCCCUCUUCCUUUAAACCAUCAAUACAACCGGGAUAUGGACAACCUGGAGGUCAACCCCAAGGACUAGAGAUGGGCCAUGGACCGUAUCCAUCUAUAGGCGCCGGCGGAGUUAACCCUCAAGUACAGCAAUGGUUUCGUGCGGUAGAUAAAGAUCAAUCUGGAGAGAUCACCGCUAUUGAGCUGAAGGCUGCACUGGUGAACGCUCAAGGGAAGACAUUUUCAGAAACUGCAUGCAACCUAAUGAUUGGAAUGUUUGACAAUGACCGUACAGGACGCAUCAAUGUGGAAGAAUUUGAGAAACUUUACACUUACGUUAACCAAUGGCUGGCCGUUUUUAAAACCUACGACACAGAUCAAUCAGGAUCUAUUGAAGAGAAAGAACUUUCCAAUGCAUUGCAGCAAAUGGGUUUCCGCUUUACUCCGGAAUUCAUCAGCUUUUUAACGAAGAGAUGCGACCCUCGAGAAGGAAAGGUAUCAGUCGAUAACUUUAUUGUACUAUGUGUACAAAUACAGCGCUUUACAGAGGCAUUUAAGUCGCGUGAUACACAGCAAAAUGGCACCGUCACUAUCGGAUUCGAAGAUUUUCUUAAUGUGGCACUCAGCUGUUCUAUAUAA
Molecule: messenger RNA, 3198 nt
Organism: Arctia plantaginis
Lineage: Eukaryota; Metazoa; Arthropoda; Insecta; Lepidoptera; Erebidae
Source: the annotation of a GenBank genome assembly